ACUUGCAUUUUACAAUAUUCAUUUAGUAUACUUUAUGUAAACAGUGACAUUUUAUCUUACUCAAUUUUGUGUUUUGCAUUACUAUAUGUCUUCCACAUAGGACUGCAAGACAGCUUCACAGGGGUGGCAGAGGGCCCCUUUUCACACCCGAACAGGAGGAGGCUAUUUGCACCAUGGUCGUAGAAAACAAUGCCAUAAGACUAAGGGAGAUACAGAGUGCCAUUAUAGAAGACAACAACAUCUUUGAUAACAUCCAAACAGUCAGCAUCUCAACCAUUGACAGGGUGCUGAAAAGACACCAAAUGAAUAUGAAGCAGCUGUACACCGUUCCAUUUGAAAGAAAUGACGAAAGAGUGAAGGACCUGCGCUACCAGUAUGUACAGCGUAUAAUGGAACUGGAAGCAAGUGAACCACCGCACAGCUUCAUCUACAUGGAUGAGGCUGGCUUCAACCUAACUAAACGCAGAAGGCGUGGUCGAAAUAUCAUCGGCCACAGAGCUACAGCUGAUGUGCCAGGCCAACGGGGCGGGAACAUAACCAUGGCUGCUGCUAUCUCUGAGAAUGGUGUGCUAACGCAUAUUCCCAUUAUUGGGCCAUACAACACAGAGCAUCUUGUCACCUUUUUAGACACACUCUACAGGGAUCUCAUCCCUGAAGAAGAGAGGGGCCAGACUGGAGAUGACCUGCCAAAGUAUGUGAUUGUUUGGGACAAUGUCAGUUUCCAUCGCUCCAACAUCAUCAGGCAAUGGUUUGCGGCCCACAACAGGAUGCUGAUGGAGUUCCUCUCACCCUACUCCCCAUUCCUUAAUCCCAUUGAGGAAUUUUUCUCAGCAUGGAGAUGGAAAGUAUAUGAUCGCCAGCCACAUACACAGAUGACCCUUCUGGCUGCCAUGGAUGCAGCGUGUGAUGACAUCACAGCAGAUGCCUGCAGAGGCUGGAUAAGACACUCCAAAAGAUUCUUUCCACGCUGCAUCGCAAGAGAAAACAUUUGUUGUGAUGUGGAUGAGAAUUUGUGGCCCAACAGACAGGAACGUCAGGAGGUGUAGGACGAUUGCACUGUAAUUACGGCACUGCAUGUACAGUUUUCCCUAAGGAGAUUGUCCUAUGUUUACAUUUCUACUUUUGUUUUUGUUUUUUCUUUGUGCUAUGCAGUGCUGUCUUUUCUUUUCUUUAUCAGGAAAAAAAUAAAAGCGUAAAUGUGAAUCUUGUCCAGUCUCUUUCAAACUCCACAUACACUAAGGUGUAAACUACAAUUUACAAUAAUUGUCAUCAAAACUUUAGCCAUAGUUUACAUCAGAACAUCCCUCCAGAGUACACUGUUAUAUUGACAACAUGACUAAGCAAUUUGACUGUCUUAUCCGUACACAAUGACACAAGGACUUGUCAUUCUGAUGCACUGACAUGUUCAUUGACACGGAUAUUUAGUUUUGAGAGAUGAACUAAGGAUUUUGAGCAAGAGAGUGGCUUUUGCAGGUCAUCCAUGGUGUUUUGCUAUUUGUACAAAUU
Centropristis striata (black sea bass) is the source of this 1506-nucleotide messenger RNA. RefSeq lists its product as uncharacterized. The record is from RefSeq and is a predicted model, not a curated record. NCBI's taxonomy places the organism in Eukaryota, Metazoa, Chordata, Actinopteri, Perciformes, Serranidae. The transcript has 2 exons. Gene Ontology annotation, molecular function: nucleic acid binding. The coding region runs from base 174 to 1046 and encodes 290 amino acids.